AUGGCAGUUUUAGUGAAAAUAUGUUGCUGCGGAUGCAGUCUACGAGACGGUGCGUUGCUUAUUGGAAUCUUCGGCCUGGUGAGUUAAAAUAAUUAUCUAUAAAUUACAACACUUUAAUUUGUCAAAUUAUAUUACAAACAGCCCAGUUUUAGUAAUUUUUAAAAAGUGUAUCGAGCGGUCAUGGAUAUUUCUUAAUAUCGCUACACUGUUGGUGAAGAUUGAAUUAUUUAUUUUUGGGUCAUAAUACAACUCAGAGGUAAUAAGGAGUGGUAGAGCAGUGUUUAUCGAUUUAGACGACAAAUUUCAAGACAAACGAAAAUCGUGAAACCUCAUAGAUAGAAAAAUAAGGGAAAAUAGAAAUAAAAAAUUCUGGUCUGGGCCAUCUGCAGAUUCUGACUUAAAAAAAUAGAAUAAAAUGAAAACUAAAACUAGCGAAAAGUGAAAAACCGAAAGUCACAUCGCGAACGCCGCUUAAAUAAAAGUAAAUGAAUAAAAAAAAUGCUAUAUAAAUAUUGAAUAACUUGAACACGCACUUUCCACUUCUACUCAUUUUGAUAAAAUUAUACGCUUUCGUCUGCAAGUUAUAGAAAAGGAGUGAUCAAGCAUAACCUUAGACAGGGAAGAAGUAUAAAAAUUCGCGUGGUCUUCAAGCAUAAAGAUUAUUCUAUAAAGACUAUGGAAUAAACUUCCUGCGGAAAUUUGGAGUCGAACUCCUUGGCUGCUUUUUAUUCUAAGCUACUCCAUUGUUUGGUUAACAAUCACCAGCCACUUUUAUUUAUACUCCUAUAUUUUAUAUGAUACAGUUAUAAAAGUACUAUCCGAAUUUUUUAUUAAUUUUAUCCCAGUAUUGUAUAAAUUUUAUAUCUUUGUAUCAUAAUAGUUAGUGUGAUGUGUAUCACAAUUAUUCGUUUCGCACCAUUAAAAUAUCUAGAUAGAAAGCAGACUGCCAACGUCACGCAUCAAUAAAUAAUUCCCUCUCCAGCACGAGUGCCCUACAAGCCGAACUUAUCCAUCGAAGCACGUGCGCUAAAUUAAUUCACCCACGUCGCUUGUGAUAACCCAAGUGACCCCAAGUUGCUAGCAAUAUGGACUUUAAAAAAAUAAUUUUGACAGUUUCGUGCGCUACAUCACGUUGCGUUGCUAGCGUACGCCACAAUGUUAUUCGAGAUGUUCCCUCUAAGUAGUGUUAGUGUGCCAAGCGUAUUGGUUUUAUUUAGUCUAGUAUAUAAGGUUGAAACAUACCUAUUGUUUACAAGAGUAUGUACAUGCCACAUGGCGUAAAUUGGAUUUUUUAGAAAGUUCCAAUAGACAAUGUAGCAGAAUAUUUAGUCUGUAUUGACUAAGACCGAGCUGUGCUACUUUUCAUGUCCAGCGGAAAUUCAAAAUAAACGCGAUGAAUUUCGUCUUUUUUUAACCAAACAAAAUUUGCGCAAAAUAUUUUGAGUAGCACAAAUUAACAGUUGCCACACUGCAAGCCAAGCAUGAUAUAGUUUAUACACCUUUAAAACAUUUUAAAUUUAUGUCUGUGUUUAUAUCCAUUUCAGAUCUUCCAAGCAAUCAUGCUUUAUAACCAAAGUAAAGCUGUCAUAAAGUACACUCAGGCUAUCAUAGACUGGGGCAGCUACGAAGGAUAUCUCCCUGUAGCCAAGAAGCACAUUGGAAGUAUUUCUACUUCUCCUUCCUUAUCUUAAAAAUAUCAUUAAAUUAUGGAAUAAAAUCAUGAUACACUUGAACGUUCCAAGACAAUAUUUUCAUUCCAUAAUGAAAAUAAGCUGGUCGCCAAACACGUUUUUGAGCCAUCAGUAAGCAAUUAAAUUCAUAUUUUAAGGAUGGUUUUGACUGGAUUCAACGUUUCCACGUCAAGUCUCAAAUGGAGAAGUCGUUUAAACCAUGGCGUGUUUUCCAGCAGUGUAUUUUGAAGGGAUAAUAAGGAUUUGUUAUUCAAAUCAACCUGCUUUAAAUUGUUGUGAGUGAGCUUUAUGAAUUCUUUUCUGAACUUUGUUUUGAUUAAAGUUGUCUGUUUUUUUUCUCUCUGUUUUACCUCAAAGCCAUCAUCGCAUUGGCUUAUGCAACCCUCGCCAUCAAAGUGAUUUCAUUCCUAUGCAAUGUGUCAUUGCUAAUAUCCGUUGGCACGGUAAGUAAAGAAAAAUCGAGAUGGCAUUAGGUUUUGUACUAUAAAGUGCAUUUUAGUUACGCGUUCUGGCAUAAUCUUCGCCUAUGGUCUGCAAACUUUAUUAGACACGGCUGACUUCAUCCGCGAAUGUGUUAUGGGCGCACAGUUUUAAACACAUUUGCAAGGUUUUUUGCGGAUUGAUCCCAGAGGCUAGAUAAAUGUGAAGCAUAAGCUGAAAUAUCCACCACUAUCAGUUGUAAUUAUGUACUCAAUCUAAGGCUAUCCUUGAGAUUUUCACUGUCAUUUGGUGCAUCCCCUCCCCCCCCAAGGAAAUUUUCACCCGGCACUCUGUCAAAUGUCUCUGAUGAAUUUUGAUUUUAAGCCUAAAUUUUUGCACACACAACUUGCAUAUUUACCAGGUCCAUAUCGAUGUUAUUUGUGCGGCAAAGAUCCCAAUAUCUCUUUAUUGUUGUUGUUGUUUGUUUUGGUUGUUUCGGUUGUUUAGCAAAAUUUAUCUCCCUUGUUGCAGAAAAACAUUAAUUUGGCUGUGGUCUGGCUGGAUUGGAACGUUUAUGAUUUUGCAUACUCUGUUUCAGUGAAAAGUUUCCUGCUGUUGUCCGUCUCCGAUGUGGUGAGUGCAAAUGGCAAAAAGAAAAAAUUCAUUAUCUCCCCUAGCGCGGGGUUCAAUGACAUUAUCACACGACUCAGAGUACAAUUUUUGACAAUAAUGACACAGUAACUGUACCAGUAAAAAUUCAGAAUUAUACAAAAAAGACAAACAACUUUGAAAGCUAAGAUUGGCAAAAAACUGUACAUAAAAAGCCCGGCAUCUUGUAUGUUUAGCAUUAACGCAUUAGAUUCCUCUUCCUAAUUUUCAAAAUCACUCCCACUUUUCCAAGUAAAGUAGAUUUCAUGGAACUCAAGAACAGAUAGCACCUUUUUUUAGAUUAUUUAAAAAAUUUUCAGGCAUCGAACUGUUUUCUCUCUCUUAAUUUCAGCUGUUGAUAGUCUGUCAGUAGCAAAUUCAGUUAUUAUGUCUUGAACCAAGAGAUUAUAUCUCGUACUGCUCAAAUUUCCCUCAUAAAUAUGAAAUGUACUUUUUUGCGGCCUGUUUCAAUCACACAUGUGAAACUAUUCUACACUAAACUGUCCGUCAAUAAGUAAUAUGUUAUGGUCGAUCGUGUCGAACGCAGCGGAAAGGUCUAGCAAAACAAGUACUACUUCUUCUUUUUGAUCUACAGCUCUUAGGAUGUCAUUUGAGACUUUUAUUAAAGCAGUUUCAGUGGAGUAGUAUUUGCGGUAUGCUGACUGCAUCGCUGGAAAUAACUGGUUCUCGGCCAUAAAUCUGUAUAUUUGAUUUGCGACCACCCUUUCGAUUGUUUUUGAGAGAAAAGAUAGAUUUGCAAUCGGUCUGUAAUUUGAGAGACAGUUCGGGUCCAAUGAAGGCUUCUUUAAAGAUGGACAUACCAGGGAUUGUUUUAACUGAUCAGGAAAUUCUCCGUUAGCCAUGGAGGCGUUGAUAAUCUUGGUUAUAAUUGGCGUCAAGUGUGGAAUUGACUUUAAAAUUCGUGUUGGAAUGGGAUCCAGUUGACAAGACUUAGUUGGAGAUUGAACAAUAAGUUUGUGAACAAUAUCAGCAGAUACAGGUUGAAAAAUUUUCAUAUUAUAAUCGUUGAACAAAGUAAACUUACAAUAUUUUGAUUCCGAUAAUAGUUUGUCUUUGUCGCAUCACAGUUUAUAUAUGCAGAUAUUGUGAUAAUCCUGUGGUGUUUGCUUACGGUAAGUUAAUUUUUUUUUAUUUUGCGUUUUUUUCUGUUUUUUUUUAUUGUAUUUAUGAUGGGCGUAUGCAGAUAUUGCAAUAACUGUUACUUUUUUUAAUUCCUAUUUUGCUUGGGAAAUUAUUUGAAUAAAUCCCUCUUCCUAUGCUAAGGACAUGUCUUUUUUUCUGAGCGUUUAAUUUUAAACCUUGUAUUCAAGACCUGUCAAAACUCUUCCACUGCUAGUUUCAAUUAUGAUACUGAACAGCAGAAACAUUCCUACAAUAAACGUCAUGAUCGACAUAUAAAACGAACAAAAUCACAUUAAUCCUCCAAAUAAAAAAAUAUUUUAUCAAAUAACUAUAAUACAUUAGCUGUAACGGGUAAACAUAGACUAUUGUUAUAUACCUAGACAUUCACUCAACAAAACGAGCACUGUGAUUGGUUGAUUCUUGGUCACGUGCCCCUAAUCAGAUUGAAAUAUAUCCCGACCGGGAUACAAUUGCGCAGUCGUUACCCGCGCGCUGAAUACAAUAGCAUGUUUGUUUGUUUUUGCCAUAUGAUUGUUUAGGGGAAAGUCCAAAUAUAUCGCAAAGCACUUAAUGAAUGGUCCCUUGGAAAACUAGUUAGUUUUGUUUUCCCGAGACGAAGUCGAGGGAAACAUCUGGACUAACUGUUUCCCUCGAGACCAUACCUUGAGUGUAGAAUGAUCAUAAACGGAUCAACUUUCGUCAUUUAUUUUCAUUUUCUAUUUCAUUCAUUUAUUUCAUCUCGUAUUUCAGAUCUAUUUCGUGAUUGUGGUUGAUUCGUACAUAGAGGCCCUCCGUGAAGAUCCAUCAGGGGCAAGCGCCGGUUUUCCUAGAGCACACGUUUACCAGACUCAAACGGUAACCAGAUUUACGUCAAGAUCUUACUGAAUACAGUUUUCCGGUUAUGACCAUAUGGAGUUCAAAGCUUGUCAAUCAAAUUUAUUUAUUCGUAUCUGUAUUAAUAAUUAACCUUUGUUUAACAUUUUGCCUCGAUCCACAGGCUGGUUUACGAUAUGCUAGCCUAUGCGCACCACAACCCACGACUGCUGUGCCUUCACACAUUGGUGUAGGAUAUCCUCCCGCAUGCGGAGUAUCGGACGAGAAUACCAUGACGCCACAGGCUGGUUAUGUUUAUCCUCCUCCAUAUCCAGCUGUGACGUCAUAUACUGAUGUAAGAUACCCUCCUCAUCAUCCAAUGGCUGGUAAGAUUACUCUGUCGUCAUACUAUGACGCUGGUAAUCUUCCUUCACACGUAGCACAUGGCAGAACUACCAUGACAUCACAAGAUAGCCCAGGGUAUCCUCCUGCUUACACAGAUCCAGACACGACCGCUGUGAUGUCACAGUACGGGAAUUCUUCUCAUCACACAAUGCCCGCCUAGGCUAUUGUGACAUACCUAGGCUCUGAGUGACGUCAUGAUGAACUGUUAAUGACACAAGAGCUCACCGGUCACUGAGAUGCCUGAGAAAAGACUGGGCAUUAUAAACAUUCUAUACCAGUUAAUCUAAUUAAAAGUAAAAGUGGCCCCAGAAUAAUUCUAAGUCAUUUCUUAAGAUUGCAUUUUAUUUUUUUCACGUUAUCAUUCCCAUAUUUCAAAUCUUGAAAUAUGGUUUUAAACCAUGUUUCAAGAUUUUUUCAUGUAGCACAUUAUAAGAUAUUAUUAACUUUUGCGCCAAUUGGCC
This is a messenger RNA of Pocillopora meandrina, 5581 nucleotides long. The record is from the annotation of a GenBank genome assembly. NCBI's taxonomy places the organism in Eukaryota, Metazoa, Cnidaria, Anthozoa, Scleractinia, Pocilloporidae.